Molecule: messenger RNA, 1230 nt
Organism: Telopea speciosissima
Lineage: Eukaryota; Viridiplantae; Streptophyta; Magnoliopsida; Proteales; Proteaceae
Product: rRNA-processing protein EFG1
Exons: 9
Coding region: 9-1019 (336 amino acids)
Biological process (GO): maturation of SSU-rRNA from tricistronic rRNA transcript (SSU-rRNA, 5.8S rRNA, LSU-rRNA)
Cellular component (GO): preribosome, small subunit precursor; nucleolus
Source: RefSeq, a predicted model, not a curated record
GGAGAAAUAUGGCACAUGGCGGCUAUGGCAAACGGAGAGUUGCCGAACGGAGACCUGUUAGUCGUCGGUCGAAGGGGUUAGGUGUCGAGAAGAAGCAUAAAUCCGUAUCUAUCAAAAACCAGAUUCGAUCGACUGAGCGAAUGCUACGCAAGGAUCUUCCUCCGGGGGUCAGAGAGGUUCAAGAGAAGAAGUUGGAACAGCUCAAGAAGCAACAAGAUAUACAAAAUCGCUUGGCUGUGGAGCGUAAAAUAUUUCUGCGGGACAGAAAGAUUAAGUUUUUUGAGAGAAGAAAAAUUGAGAGGAGAAUAAGGCGUUUGGAAAAACUUCAGCGUGCUGCAUCUGAUCACAACCAGGAGGCAGAUAUUGCUGACCAGCUGUCCAAAUUGAAGGAAGAUCUUGAAUACGUGAGGUUCUUUCCCAAAACCGAGAAAUAUGUUUCUCUAUUCAUCGGAGGCAACGAUGCAGACAUGGUUGAUCGUAGAAACAGGUUGCGCAAACAGAUUAAAGCCAAUAUCAUGGCUGCGGCAGCUAGCGGCAAGGACUUAGAAGAAACUGGAAGCGAGGAUGAUGGCCUUUUGGAUAUGAGUGAGGAUGAUUUCUUUUUGACUGGAAGCUCAAGUGAUGAAGCGGAUGCAGAUGAUGAGUGGACAGAUAAGAGUACGAGAGAGCAAGCUUCAAGUGCUUCUGGGAAAGCAACAUCUGGCAUGUCUAGUGAUGAAAAGAAUCAGAAACAGAUGACAGCUCGAGCUCUUAUGCCUCCUCCUCGGCCAUCGACCAAUUCAUUUAGAAGUAAAAAUCAUGCUCAAAAAAUGGUUGGAAGUUCAUCAAGCCUGAAACCAUCCAUAGAGAAGGUUGCAGUGUCUAUAUCAAGCAACAGAUCUCAUGGCAGGAGUGGCUCUUCCUCCAAAAGCUGGGGAUCCUCCAAUUCCCGGACGGGUCAUAGUAGUAAUCUAAGUUCCAAUUCUGAUGCCCACAAACCCCGAAGAAAAAGGAGGCCUAAAAAGAAGAAACAAGUUUGACUAAUAAACUGCAGGUAUGAGUGAAGGACACUGUAUGAGCAUUUUGGGCCUCCUGGUGUCAUGUAACCUCACUUUGAUCGACUUAACCAGUUCUCUUAUGAUUGUACUAUAUUCAAUCAUAUAAUACCAUUCUAACCAUCAGAUUGUUUUUUCCCGUCAUCGGAGAAACAGAUGGCCUGCAAUUACUUGUUUCUAUAGACAUUAGCUUGCA